AUCAGAAAAAAUUACAACAUGGUUUUUGUCUCUGUAUUUCUAUGAUGGAGAACUCAAUGGGGGAAACAAAAAACCCUCACAAAAACACACACACACACGCACAGACUCUCUCUCUCUCUCUCUAGUUGUGUAAAUUCUGUGCUUGGGUUUGUCGCCUUCUCCAAAGAAGAGAUAUGUACAGAGAGAGGAGAGAGAGAGUGCGUGUGUGACUGGGUGACUGCAACGCACGUCGGCGGAUAUUGACGUCAAGAGUCCUUAGGCCUAUUGCCUUUUCUCCUUCACCUUGGCUUUGAACUACCGUUCCGCUUCAUGGAUUGAUUCUUUCUCUCUCCACACUCUCAGAUGGAACCUCGCUUCGUUCCCACGGCAUACCAUUAGACAGAAAAGAAAUUACAAAAAGCAAAGCACAAAUUGCCCAUUGGGAUUUGGGAUUUUAUUCAAUUCUUUUUGGCCCCCCCCAUAAAUUUCUCCCAGUAUCGUGUUUGUUUCUCACAUUAACUCUGGCGGACCUCAGAGGAACCCUAGCGUUCCUUAUCUCGUCGGUUUCGUCCGGUGGUUUCGGUUUCAAAUCGAGUAAAGAAGGGCACAAGUUCUUCUAUAGAGGAGCGAAAAUGCUGUGGAUAAUGAGAUUUUCGGGGUUCUUCUCCGCGGCAAUGGUGAUGAUUGUGCUCUCCCCUUCUCUUCAAUCCUUCCCACCGGCGGAGGCAAUUAAAUCUUCUCAUGUUGAUUCGUAUCUCCGCCUGCCGACACAUUCCUUGGUUGAUUCGUAUCUCCGCCUGCCGACAGCCACACAUUCCUUGGACAAAUUCUCCUUCCGUAGAGCCCCGGCAUUCCGCAAUGCAGAUGAGUGCCGUUCGCCAAAAUUAGAAAAGUCCAGCGUCUGCGAUCCAUCUCUUGUUCACGUAGCGAUUACUCUCGAUGUUGAAUACCUACGUGGCUCAAUCGCCGCAGUUCAUUCUAUUCUUCAGCACGCCAAGUGUCCGGAAAGCGUAUUUUUCCAUUUCCUGGUUUCGGAAACCGGUCUUGAAGCCGUAGUGCGAUCCACUUUCCCGGAAUUGAAGUUCAAAGUGUAUUAUUUCGACCCGGAGAGAGUUAGGAGCCUGAUUUCAAGCUCCGUUAGGCAGGCGCUUGAACAGCCGUUGAAUUACGCUCGGAAUUACUUGGCGGAUCUUCUAGAAACCUGUGUGAGUAGAGUGAUAUACUUGGAUUCGGAUCUGGUUGUUGUCGAUGAUAUAUCAAAGCUUUGGAGCACAAGCUUAGGGAAGAAAACAAUCGGCGCACCGGAAUACUGUCACGCGAACUUCACAAAAUAUUUCACUCAAUAUUUCUGGUCGGAUUCUAGAUUCUCCGGCGUGUUUUCUGGUCGGAGGCCGUGUUAUUUCAACACUGGUGUUAUGGUGAUAGAUCUGGCUAAAUGGAGGCGGUUUGGGUACACGCGCCGCAUAGAACGGUGGAUGGAGAUACAGAAGACAAGCGUUAACCGGAUCUACGACCUCGGUUCACUGCCGCCAUUUUUACUGGUGUUCGCCGGACACGUGGCGCCCAUCGAGCAUAGGUGGAAUCAGCAUGGGCUGGGUGGGGAUAACGUACGGGGGAGUUGCAGGGACCUUCAUCCUGGUCCAGUGAGCCUCCUGCACUGGAGCGGCAGCGGCAAGCCUUGGCUUCGGCUAGACUCGAAGGAGCCGUGUCCACUCGACUCGUUGUGGGCGCCAUUCGAUUUGUUCGGGCGCUCAACGUGAAAAUUUUUGGUUGGCCUCCGCAAUCCGCCGGUAAAUUCCUCCAGUGACUGUUCCCAUUUUGUUACAUUUGCUCAUAUUUUUUAUUUCUUUCUACAAUUUCCAUUUUUUUUCUUUUUAACCUUCUUCCAUUACAAUUCUUCCUUUUGUUUAAUUAUUAAUUUCUUCUUCUAAACUUUUGAUUAUUAACUCAUUAUCUGUGAUGAUCGAUUUGUACUCUGUAUUUUAUUAUUAUUAUUAUUAUCUUCUUGAAAAUAAAAAAAAGUAAAAAGAAGGAUAUCAUAUUCGGAUGUUGUGUGGUUUUCUAUCUGGGAAUGUUCACAGUUCCCAUUUCCUGUGCAUUUUCUGCCGAAAUCUUUGAACGGAAAAUCGAAGAUUUCAUGCUGGACUGACAAUACAAUAUAACGCAAAAUUAGUUUUAGUGGAGAAAUGGCUGGAAGUUCUAGUAAAAUGACGGAAUUGCCUUCGAAUACAGAAACUUAAAGGAUUCCAAAAAGCGUUAAGAGGACUCGAUGUUGUCGGU
Molecule: messenger RNA, 2259 nt
Organism: Sesamum indicum (sesame)
Lineage: Eukaryota; Viridiplantae; Streptophyta; Magnoliopsida; Lamiales; Pedaliaceae
Product: putative galacturonosyltransferase-like 7
Cellular component (GO): Golgi apparatus
Molecular function (GO): glycosyltransferase activity
Source: RefSeq, a predicted model, not a curated record